Messenger RNA from Phytophthora infestans T30-4, 1137 nucleotides. RefSeq lists its product as uncharacterized. The record is from RefSeq and is a predicted model, not a curated record. NCBI's taxonomy places the organism in Eukaryota, Oomycota, Peronosporomycetes, Peronosporales, Peronosporaceae. The coding region runs from base 6 to 968 and encodes 320 amino acids. The transcript has 6 exons.
ACGGUAUGGACCCUACCGCCUUGGUCAGAGAGUCUAUUGCGCGUGUAGUGCAGCGCGCCAACCACGUGAACAUUGGGUCUGCAGCGGUGGAGUGCCUCGCAGCCAAGCUGAGUGCCAGGUUAAGUGAAGGCGAUCAGGGCGUUGUGACGUGGGACAGCGGCGACUUUCACUACUUCGAGGACGUGAAGCAGGACGGCCCUGUGACGUGUCAAUAUGUAUUUGUGCUGGACGCCCUCAAUUUUUGCUUCUGGCCCACGGAAAAUAUGGAGUACGAGCAUUUGGCGAGGGGCCUGAAAACGACGUUGCUACAUGAUCCUCAUGCGCUGGAUGCUGAGAACUUGGCGAAGGUGACCAAUGACAUGGUGGCGUCUUGGUUCCAUCCGUUCACGCCACCACAACUGGAUGAACGUCGACGUAAGGUCCGAGAAGUGGGCGAAGUGUUGCUGCAAUUUUUCGACGGACAGGCUUUGAACUUGAUCAAGAAAGCCAAUUGCUCGGCCGUUGAAGCUAUUCGUCUUGUGCUGGCGUAUUUCCCAGGCUUCCGAGACCACGCAGUGUAUAAGGGCGAGCAGGUGCAUUUCUACAAGCGUGCCCAGAUUUUGGUUGGGGACGUUUGGGCAGCUUACGGACGUCAAACGUCCGGAGCUGCUUCUUUCCACGAUAUCGGGAAAUUGACGAUGUUUGCUGACUACCGAGUACCGCAAGUUCUGCGUCCCGAGGGCGUGCUUGUUUAUUCUGCGGAGCUAGCGAAGCUCGUCGACAGUAAAGCGGAGAUCCCGGCUGGAAGCGAGAUGGAGUUGGAAAUCCGAGCAGCAACUAUCCAAGCGGUCGAGUUGAUCCACAAGCAAAUGGUCACCAAAGGGCAUCGUCUCAAGGUGAUUGAGCUCGAUUGGCUGCUCUGGCAAAUUGGAGAAGACAACAAAGAAGAUCUGUUGCCACACCAUCGCACGUGGAGCAUUUACUACUAACUGCUGCAGGCCACACUUGUUAUACAGCUAAGCUCAAGACCAAAAAGCACAAAUCCCAUCAAACUACAUGCAUUUCUCCUUUAUGCAUCGGGAGCUACACGUACGCUGAUGAAUCUAACAACGUCCAUCGCUUUAAACGUGCGGCCCACUAGAGAAGCCGCUAGCAGCU